This is a messenger RNA of Indicator indicator, 4344 nucleotides long. RefSeq names its product CD109 molecule (gene CD109). Gene Ontology annotation, cellular component: extracellular region. Gene Ontology annotation, molecular function: endopeptidase inhibitor activity. Bases 1 to 4344 code for a protein of 1447 amino acids. The transcript has 33 exons. The record is from RefSeq and is a predicted model, not a curated record. NCBI's taxonomy places the organism in Eukaryota, Metazoa, Chordata, Aves, Piciformes, Indicatoridae.
AUGGCAAGGACCCGCCGGGCUGGCACCCUGCUCCUCGGCCUCCUCCUCCUCUGCAGCUCCGCGGCGGCCGGACCUACGUUCCUGGUGGUAGCUCCCUGGAGCAUCAGACCUGGAGCAAACGUGACCGUGGGGGUGGCUCUGCUGCCGGACAGCCCAGCACAGGUCACUGUCCGGGGAGAAGUCAUCAGGGAUAAUGAGACUGUCCUCAGAAGGGAGAUGGUCUUUGAGAAAGAUUCCUUUGGGACUCUUGUUCUUCCAGCACUGCCUUUGAACAGUGCUGCUAGGAACUAUGAGUUGCUGGUGGAAGGCCAUGCUGGGGGCCAGCAGGUCUUCUCCAACCGUACCAGCCUCACAUAUGUGCCAAAGAGCAUUUCUGCCUUCAUCCAGACUGAUAAAUCCAUCUAUAAGCCAGGACAAGAGGUGAUGUUCCGAGUUGUCACCAUCUACCCUGACCUGAAGCCUUACCAAGCAUCCCUGAACAUCUACAUCCGAGACCCUCGGAAGAAGCUGAUUCAGCAAUGGUUGAUGGAGGAGGGAGAUCUGGGAGUAGUUUCCAAGAAGUUUCAGUUAUCAAUGAACCCUCCCCUAGGAGACUGGUCCAUAGAGGUGGAAGUGAACGGUCAAGUUCAUUAUCAAAGAUUUAAAGUGAUGGAAUAUGUUUUACCAAAAUUUGAUGUUACAAUAACAACACCAAUGUACUACUCCCUGAGAGAGGAGGAGGUCACUGGGGUCGUCACUGCCAAGUACAUGUAUGGAAAGCUAGUAAAGGGGACUGUGACAGUCACUUGCCUCUCUCUCUCUUACUGGACAAACAAGAGAAACAUAACCACAACGCUGCAGAUAAAUGGAUCUGUGAAUGUAACCUGCAACAAGGUUAUGCUGCAGAACUUGAACACUGAUCACUUGUGGCACCAAGGUGACAGUGAAUACACAGAGCCCAUAGAAAUCAUUGCAGUGGUCACAGAGUCCCUCACAGGAAUCUCCCAGAACUCAAGCACCAUCAUAUUCCCAAAGCAAAGUGACUACUUUAUUGAGUUCAUGGACUACUCCAGAGUUAUAAAACCUUCCCUGAACUUCAUAGCCACUCUGAAGGUGACACGCUCUGACAGCAACCAGCUGACAGCUGAGGAGAGGCAGAACCUUGUGACAGUCACUGCUCAGCAGUCAGACCUGCUGUUCCAUGACCCUGCCAUCUCUCACCUGGAGAAUGAGGCAACAGAGGAGAGAAAUCUCACAGUCCAUGUCCUGAAUUACACAGUCCCAGAGAACGGAAUCAUUGAUGUUGAGUUUCCAGUCUUGCCUGACACAAAAACCCUGAGGGUUCAGGCAGAGUUCCUCAGCAGCAGGACUGACAUUGGUGUUUAUGAUAUCUUCAAUUCCCCCAGCCAGACCUACCUCCAGGUCGACACCAAGAGCCAGGACAUAAAGGCUGGGAAGCCUUUUGAGCUGAGCAUUGCAAGCAAUAAGCCAGUGAGACAGUUCCACUAUCUGGUGUUGUCUAAGGAGGAGAUUAUGGAUUUUGGCACAAAGUCUGCAAAGACCUUCACUCUAACAGCAGAAAAUUCCUGGGCUCCUUUGGCAUGCAUCCUUGUAUUCUAUGUUGAUGAACUUGGGGUGGUUGUAAAUGAUGUUCUCUCCCUCCCCAUUCAGCCAGUUUUGGAUGACAAGAUUAAAAUCUCUUGGAGCAAAGACAAGGUCAAGCCAUCUGACAAAGUCUCCCUUAAAAUCAGCACGACAGAACCAGGAUCAGUGAUUGGGCUGGCAGUUGUGGAUAAGAGCACAAAGCUCCUAGGAGAAAGCAGUGACAUAACAGAGGAUACUGUCUCCCAUGAGCUGGAUUUGUACAGCACAAUGCAGUACUUCCCCCUGGUCAGAGGGUUUUUUGGUGUCUUUCAGAAAUGCAACCUUUGGGUAUCAACUGAUGCAAUUCUUGAGGAGGAUAAGGAACAUUUUCUUUAUGGAGGAAUGAUCCCCAUAGAGGAUGGUUUUGGUGAAGAUAUGCCCAUAGCUAAGAACGGACCUCCUGAUUUCAGCAAUCUCUACGUCAGGACACAUUUCCCAGAGACUUGGCUUUGGAUCGACACCAAAACUCGAUCUGGGACAGACACCACCCUGGAAGUCACUGUACCUGACACCAUCACAUCCUGGGCAGCCAGUGCCUUUGUGAUCUCUCCACAAGGAGGCCUUGGAGUGACCACUGCUCCAGUGGAGUUGGAAGCUUUUCAACCCUUCUUCAUUUUCCUGAACCUGCCCUAUUCUGUCAUCAGAGGAGAGCAGUUUAUUCUGGAAGUGAACAUCUUUAACUAUCUGAAAGAAGAAGCUAAGGUUACUGUGAUUCUGGAUGUGAAUGAGGCUUUUGAAAUUCUCCUGACAUCCAGUGAAGUAAAUGCUACAGGGAAUCAAGAGUCUGUAUCUGUACCAAGUGAAGAUGGGAAAACCCUGCAGUUCCCCAUCAAGCCAAAGCAACUGGGAGAAAUUCCCAUCAGAGUGACAGCAAUAUCAUCUGCUGCUUCUGAUGCUGUCCUCCAGAAAGUGUUAGUGAAGGCUGAAGGAGUGGAACAGACCUAUUCUCAGACAGUCCUUUUGGACCUGACUGGCAAUAAACCACAAGCAGUGUCAAAAACUUUGGAUUUCACUUUUCCUGCUGAUGUUGUCAGUGGCAGUGAGAGAGUACAGGUCACUGCUGUUGGUGACCUGCUUGGGCCUUCCAUCCAUGGCUUGUCAGCACUGAUUCAGAUGCCUUACGGCUGUGGCGAGCAGAAUAUGAUCAACUUUGCCCCCAACAUUUAUGUUCUGCAGUACCUGACUAAAACCAGGCAGCUGAGGGAGGAGAUCAAAUCUAAAGCUGUAUCCUUUAUGAGGAAAGGCUACCAGAGAGAGCUGCUCUUCCAGAGGGAUGAUGGCUCUUUUAGUGCCUUUGGAAACCAAGACCCCUCUGGCAGCACAUGGCUAUCAGCUUUUGUGCUGAGAUGUUUCCUCCAAGCUCGUCCCUUCAUCGACAUUGACCAAGAUGUGCUCCUGGACACAGCCAAGUGGAUUGUUCGCCACCAGAAGCUAAAUGGAGAGUUUCAGGAGCCUGGGAAAGUCUUGCACAGUGACCUUCAGGGAGGCACCAACAAUCCAGUGUCUCUCACAGCUUAUGUCAUGUCCUCCCUCCUAGGCUUCCCAGACAAACAGCAUGCUUAUGUCAUCAAGAGUGCUACAAACUAUCUGGAAGACAAACUGGAGGAGGGCAUUGUGGAGAACUACACCCUGGCACUUGUGACAUAUGCCUUGUCCUGGGCAAAAAGCACAAAAGCAAAGGAAGCCCUGAAUGAACUGAACCAGAGAGCAGAGCACCAAGGAGAAUUUCGUUUCUGGGUCACACCUGCUGCUGAGAUGUCUGACUCAUGGCAGCCAGGGUCCAUUGACAUUGAACUGGCAGCAUAUGCUCUGCUCUCACACUUCUAUCAAGACAGAUUAGCUGAGGGCAUCCCCAUUAUGAAAUGGUUAAGCCACCAAAGAAACCACCUCGGGGGAUUCUUGUCUACUCAGGACACAGUGGUGGCCCUGCAAGCCUUGAGUCUGUUUGCAACUCUCACAGCUGUGGGCAAAACAGCAAUGGAUGUAAGAGUAUCAGCACCUUCUUGGAAAAGCCCAGAGACCUUUUCAAUUGACUCCCAAAACCGCUUCCUGCUGCAGACCAAGGAGAUUGCUCCUGCACAGCCAAUGACUCUUACAGUGGCAGCAGAGGGAACAGGAUUUGCUGUCUUCCAGCUCAAUGUUAUCUACAACACCAAACACCCUGAGCAGAGGCUCAGAUCUGCCCAGAAACAAGAAGCCUUUGACUUGAAUGUUGAUGUAAAGGAUGACAAAGAAGAUCAAAACCAUUUGACUGUGAAUGUGUGCACAAGGUACCUGGCUCCUGGCACAGCUCCCAACAGCGGAAUGGUGCUGAUGGAGGUUGGUUUACUCAGUGGCUUCUCCGUGCCACCAGAUUUCAUUCCAUUAAACCACAGAGUGAAGAAGACGGAGAAGGACAAUGGAAAAGUCAACCUCUACUUAGACUCUCUCAAUGACACACAGCUUUGUGUGGAUAUUCCAGCUGUGAGAGACUUCAAAGUGGCAAAUAUCCAAGAUGCUUCAGUGUCCGUGGUGGAUUACUACGAACCCAGGAGAAGAGCAGUGAGAAGCUACAAUUCAGAAGUGAUGCAGAGCAUAACCCCCUGUGACUUCUGUGAGAGUGACUGCAGCCUCUGCCCCCGAGAUGCUUCUCCAGCCUUGCUUCAGCACUCUCCAGUGGCCUCUUCCUUCUGUGUGCUGUUUGUCCUUCAUGUAAACUUGCUGUGCAGUUGGGUGCUGUAA